This is a messenger RNA of Bacillus rossius redtenbacheri, 8143 nucleotides long. RefSeq lists its product as uncharacterized. Gene Ontology annotation, cellular component: cytosol. Bases 1 to 2754 code for a protein of 917 amino acids. The transcript has 8 exons. Gene Ontology annotation, biological process: cell migration; cortical actin cytoskeleton organization; regulation of cell shape. The record is from RefSeq and is a predicted model, not a curated record. Gene Ontology annotation, molecular function: small GTPase binding; actin filament binding. NCBI's taxonomy places the organism in Eukaryota, Metazoa, Arthropoda, Insecta, Phasmatodea, Bacillidae.
AUGGCAUUAUCAUCUUACAGGCGAGGACCGAGGAGGAAGUCGUCCGUCAGUACAUCCGUCAGCAAGGACGGACGGACGGACGGACGGACGGACGGGCUGACGGACAGCUGGCACCGGGACCUGCUGCGGCCGCCCGUCUACAACCCCGAGGACUACGCGCUGUCGCUGCGCAAGUGGGGGCGGCGCCCGCCCGCGCCCGCGCUGUACGCCGCCCCCGCCGCCGCGCCGCCGCCGCCCCCGGCCGAGGCCCGCAGCAGGACGCUGCCCGCCCCGGGCAAGCAGCGCGCCGAGCCGCCGCCGCCGCCCCGCGACUACCGCCACCCGGGUCUCAACCCGGCGCCGCCCGGCGGCGAGAUGAGCCUCAAGCAGUUCGCCAGCGUGUCCGAGCUGCUGGCCAAGCUCAGAGCCGACCUCAAGAUGGCCUUCCCCAGCUUCGUGCAGGAGUUCGUGUCGGACCCGGUGGACGGCGUGACGCUGCUGCUGGAGCUGCUGCGCUGCGUGCAGCUGGGGCAGGCGCAGGCGCAGGCGCAGGCGCAGGCGCAGCGCUGCCCGCCGCAAGUGGCGCGCCGCGCGCUGCUGGACGAGCACGCGUGCCUGCAGUGCCUGCGCGCCUGCCUGCGCUGCCGAGACGCCGCGCGCCGCCUGGCCGCCUCCGCCGCGGGGCUCUUCACGCUCGCCGUCUGCAUCAUGAGCAACGUGGCGCGCUCCCGCGUGCUGGCGCUGCAGCUGCUGACGCGCGCCUGCGAGCCGCCGGGCUGCGGCCACUCCGCGGUCUCCGAGGCGCUGUCCACCUUGCGGCUGCGCUUCGGCGAGGCGGUGCGCUUCAGGUUCCUGGCCGGCAUGCUGACCAGCGCCGGCGGCUGCCCCGACCUGCAGGCGGCCGGACUUCGCUUCCUCAACACGCUGCUAGACACCGCGCCCUCGCCGCAGCAGCGCCUGUACCUGCAGGCCGAGCUGCAGCAGGCGGGCUUCUCCGCCGCCGCCGUGCGCAACGUGCUGCCGUCGAACCAGGCCGCGGCGCAGGCGGUGCUGGCGGAGCUGGAGCGCUGGGCGCGCGGCUACGUGGACGUCGCGGCGCUGCAGGGACGCCUGCACGACGCCGAGCGCCGCGCCGAGGCGGCCCACGACAGGGCGCAGCUGCUGCAGCGCCGAGUGCAGAUCCUGCAGGAGGAGAAGAACAUCCUGCUGUCCUUGGAGCAGUGCCUGAAGGAGCGGUGCUGCGGCCUGGAGAGGGAGCUCGCCAGCUGCCGGAAGCCCUCCGCCGACAAGAAGGCGCAGAAGUCUCCGUCUUCCAGCUCCAAGCAGGGCGGCUCCACGCCGGCCGAGGACGAGGGCAUCAGCUCGUCCGACCAGGACCACUCGCUGUCGUCUGACGAUGUAGGCGAUGUGGAGAGGGAGCCAUUGGUGUACGAGAUGUUCACCGUGAGGAACGACACCAUUGUCGUGGACUCGAGGAGAGCCCCGGAGAUGCGCGAGACCAGCGUGGACGACGGCGAAGAGGAAGGGGUUGAAGGCACGACCACCAGCCGAAGGAAGAAGGACGAGGACGAGGACGAAGAGACGACGAUCGACGAAGUGAUCGAGGAGCUGCGGAACAUCAUCAACGACGCAGAGACAGAGGCGUACGCGGCAGAGGCGGCAGAGCAGGCCGCGGCGGUCAAGAGGCGGGCAGACGAGAAGAUGAAUGUUAGGAGGUCUGAUGCGGAAGAGGAUAGGAUACGACGACGCCAGAACGCCAAGUCGACGGGAGGCGACUCGAACGUGAGGCGCAUCUCGGUGGAGUACCACAGCGACACCGUCGAGGACCCGGAGAUAGUUCCUUCCCGACUGCUGCCGCAGCCGCCGAGGAGGGCGAGAAGUCUGUCCCACGUGGCGUACCAGAGCCCCGACCACCCCGCCGAGGGCAGCGCCAUGCCCAGCACCCGCAGCCCGUUCUUCGACUUCGACGACCUGGACGACACGCCCAUACACACCAGCGAAGAGGAGGACUCCGACUCGCUGCUCAGCGCCUCCAAAGAGAGCGGCAAGAGGAUGGCCGUACUGGAUCGGGGGAAGAACAAGCACUACGAGAAGAUAUUCCUGUGCAGCAGCGGCCCCCGCGAAGAGAAGCAGCUGCCGCCGGACGUCCUGGGGAAGAACUGCCCCGCGGCACGGCGAGGUAGCUUCGAGGGUCUCUUCGGCACGGCGGACGUCGAAGGGCAUCGGCCGGCCAGCGUGUCGGAGGAGGCCCGGCAGAAGAGGCUCAAGUCGAAGAGCCUGGACCGGAUAGACGAGGGCCUGGACUCGAUGGUGGACAUAGUCCUGACGUCGGACACGGGCAAGAGCCGGGUGAGCAGCGGCAGGGGCUCGGGGACGGAGGAGUGGAGCCUCGAGUGGGACCGGGGGUACCUGGAGACGAGGCAGAGCCUGGCGGAGGCUGCCGUGGCGUACGGCACACCUCCGCCCGUGGUGAUAGUGUCCCGGUCCUCGAGCAGCACCAGGAACCAGCACUGCGUCGCGCGCAGGCUCCCUUCGGACAACACCAGCCACCCGCUCUUCCUCCCGCUGGCCGGCCUGGGCUCCGACUCCCCCUCCCCCGACAGCUCCAGGAGCAAGACCUUCCUGGUGAAGCGAGGGCAGGUGAACGCAGGGCUCUACUCGGGUCACCACGCCAACCAGUGUCAGAGGGGCUCCGCGCCGAAGGAGUACGGUCCGGUCGGAGGGAGCAGCACGCUGUCCGGCAAGGUCACCGACCUGGCAUCAGGGCUGUACUGAUUACUUGGUGUGGUAUUCCCUUAACCCUCCGUGCUCAAAGGGACGAUGCAAUUGAGAAGUUUGAAAAUGGAUGUUAGACAUGUAGGUGCGUGCGAACCUGUGAAGUGAAGGAACAGUUACAGCCGAUACUUAAAACUUCCAGACCUAGUUACAGACUCAAAUUUUGGUCGACAUCUGAGAGGUUGUGGUUUCGGUUGCUGUCCUACACAAGAUAAAAAGUAAAUGCUAUGCCUUGCAAUUUGCAUUUGCAACAUCUAUUUAAUCACCUUGAUCAGUAACCUUAAGUUCUUAGGUAAAUGUUAAAUGACAAAGUAAACCUUCUGAAUAAAUGAGAAAUAUGUACAUGCCCUUCCAAUUUACUUAAGUAUUUUUUUUUUAGAAAUGGAAUUAAUAAGAUUUCAAAACUUAUUUUACCUUGGCCCCAAUACUUGCAUUGCUGCUCAGUUAUGUUGCAUGGAUGUGUAUGAAACAAAAAUUAUCAGUUACAGUAAUUUUCUUCGUGAUUUUUUAUUGAUGCAGUGUUGCUUCUUGGACAGGGUUCUUACAAUUAACUGAUGAACUGUAUUCACUUAGUAUUAAGUCCGUGAAUACAGAAGGACCACUUAAAUUGCUCUAGAUGCACCAGAAAUAUUGGUUAGUCACUUGUUAGUCAAGUCAUUUUAAUAACUUUUAGCAUGAAAUAAUUUUGCAGUAGUGGCUUCAAUUCAUAGUAUCCUAAAGCAGUUCUAAUUUUUAUUUUCUCAUUUUCUCCCCUUCCUACCUCCAUUUGUUUCAACUACUGUUCUUGCAUAACUCUCCGACCUCUGGGUUAUGAAGACAGUUGAAUAUCACUUGUCAACUUGGAAAAACUUUUUUUACAUCAUCUGAGUCAAAUUAUUUUUUGGUUUAUGCUUCAAUUUUGUUGAGUUACACAAUUAAAAUAAUAUUUCUAGCAGUAAAAAAAAACUCACGGAUGCCUGGCAGCCAAGUAACUGAUAGCUAAAAUACUAUAUGUAAAUUGGUGAUUUGAAAGGUUUUAGUGUUAAGUUACAAUACAAUUACAGAUUAUAUGUAAACUAUGUUUUUCUUUCCUUCAAAUUUAUGUACAUCUGAAAAUUCAAUUUCCAAUGGUGUCGAAAGACCUCAGAAUAAUAAAUAAUAUGUGUGAUGUGCAAUUGACAUAUCCGCAGCUACAAGGGUCUCACCACCUGAUUGCUUGGUGUCCACGUUGCACUAAAUAGCAAUGUAGUUACACAACUCUCUUCCUGAUAAUUUCACUUUCCGUAAUGCCCUGGGCAUUAAACUUUUUUUUUAUCACAUUACAAUCUGAUUAAAUCAUUACCUUGCCUGACUUACUAUACCAGUUGUAAAUAAGUUUUACAUAAAAAAAAUAAUAGUUUGAGUAUAGAAUGAAAUGGAACUUUGACUUGAAAUUGGACAGGUUGUUACGAUAAGCAGGCAGUGUGCUGUUGUGUUUCAAAAACACAGUUUCAGCUUUAGUUUUACAUUGAUAAUUAUGCUCUGUUACUGUUGAUAUUUCACAGUAUAAACUCUUACAAGUUAAAUAGUGUUAUGAUACAGAGAUGUCCUGCAUUAUUCAAUUUUCUGCUUCUUCAUAGUUUGGACUUGAUUAAGUUUGAUGCAGACUGCUUCAAUAAUUAUAUUUAAAAAAAAUUGUUCUCUGGGAACAAAAAAUCUCAUUAUUAAAUUACAAAAUUCUAAGUGAAAUAACAAUUGGUUUAAAACGUUACCUAUUUCUUAAAACGUCUAACUGUAUACAAGCAGCCAGCAACAGUACAAGCACAGAAAACUGUAAUUUGCGAGUAGCACGUGUAACUCCUUUAGUUACGCGUAGUAACUUCCAACAUUAAAAAAUUGUGAUGCGCUCUCAACAGAUUCCUCAAGCCAUGCAAACAAAAGUUAAAAUUUUAAGUUUGUGUUUUUUUUAUUACUGUCAUGAACUCAAUAAUGUCCAUUGGUAGAGAAAUGUAGCAUGCUGCACAAGUGACAUACAAAAGAAAGAAAAAAAGGUACUUGGGGCAUAUCUGUGGACUGUGAUCCAAGACAUGUAAGUUGUAGUAUUUUAGUAAACGUUGAAAGUGUGUGUACGUCAAGUGCCUGUUUUAUUGUACUAUGUUAAAAACUCUAAAAAUAGGCCAAGUAAAGUGCAAUAAUAGUGACAAUAACAUGCAUAUGGAUCUAUAAAUGUAAAUGUUUGUUCUAUUUAUCCUAUGUGUGCAUAAAUUUUGAUACUGCUGAAUAUAUUUGGUGCAAUAUAACGGUAUCAUUAGUAGACAUGGGUUUACUAUUUGUAUAUUAAUUUUUAAAUACCAAAUCCUUUGGACUGACAUUAUGUAAAUAUUAAUUUUUCUGGUAUUUAUGCUUGGUGUAUUUAUAAACCAAUUUUUAUGAGAGGAUUAAUUUUUUCUUGGGUACAAACAUAGUUUUAUAAAUCCAGCACAAUUAUUUUACCCUACACAAAAAAAAAUUGUAAAAAUAAAUGUUAAGUUUAUGUUCAUCUCUAAGUGUGUAAUUUUUUCACUCUUAAAAUGUGUCCGAGGUAACCUUGGUUUGAAUUUUAAAAAGUUGCUACAUUUACCUUUAUAACAAUACAUACAUAGAUACAGGUGUGGAUCUAUCUCAUCUGCAUAAAACAAGUACUUAUUAACAAAAUUAUGGCCAGAUUGAUUUUUUAAGACUUGUGUCGUCGAUACUUUUACAAUCAUAAAAAGAAAUAUUUAACUGCAGUAAGUUUUAUAUUGUUAUAUUCAAUUACAGUGCUAAUUUGUAAAAUUGCGAUGUAACUUUUUAUGCAAAGUAAAAUAUUCUGAUAUUACUCGAGAUGGGUCAGAUCCCAAUUUUCUCAAAUUCAAAUCACAGAGUACCUCAAAUACAGCCCUUGAAUCCAAAUCUGCACUAGAAAGAAAAUAAACUAUCAAAUAUGGAUAUAAAAAAUUUAACCCUAUGAAUGUUUGUUUCACAAACUAAGUUUCCCUAAUCAAUAAGUAUCGUAGUUUUAUUUACAUGAUUGCAUAUUUAAAGUACAAAAUCUUGGGGAAGUGUUUUAUUAUAAAAUAUAAAUACAAAAAAAAACACUAAAAUACCUAGUAAACUUUAAAAGUCAUUAAGUGUUGAAUAUUUCACUAAACUACACUUCCUCCAAUAUUUUUCUAUGGAUCUUUUACUCCAAAUCUAAAAUAUUUAUAAUACUAAUGGUUAGAUUGUAUUCAAAGGUUCGAGGAUUUUACCUGCCCGUAUCCAGAUAAUACAUAAUAAUAUAUGACAAAACAUUCCAAAUUUAUAAAAUUGUUACAAAAGUAAAUUGAAUUUAACUCCCCCCCCCCCCUUUUUAAAAAAAAAAAAAUAAUAAUUUUUUUUUUACCAUAUUCCUGGAAAUUUUUUUGAUAUAACAUUAUUAUAAAAGAGCAAUAAUUGAUUCUUUACCUAUUCUUUUGGGCUGAGGCCAGUAAUUCACGAGACAUUAUUGCAGAUGUGGCAUAAAUAAUGCACCCUACAUGUUAUUUCAAACUAGUGACAAGUGCGUUGUCUGUACUACAGUAGGCUACUGUUCUAAAGAGAUGGUGCCACCAACUAUUAAUAUUGUAUUCUCUCUAUUUAAUUUCUAUUGGUAUAAUAUACUACAUGCACAAACCACACUGCUCCAAGAUAAGUUUAUAAGCAAAGUUAAGAACACCUGAACCUAUAUAAAUAGGAUAUUAGGUAAAUAUUGGUUUAGCUCAGCAUUAUAUUACAAUUUUGCCAACUGAUUGUAUUGGACAAACUUAGCUUGUGUACAUUUAACUCAAUAAUGAACCAUACUAAGUAAUUAACUGCUUUGUGCUCUAAUGGACUGUCAAAUUUCUGUAAACCAGAACAUUUGUUCAGUCAUGGCUGUCUUGCUGGAACAAAGCAAUAAUGUUAAACUGCCUAAAAAAUUAUUCCAUUUGCAUAAUUUUCACUGGAAUAUUUUUUUAGGGAUAGCUAAAAACCAAUAAGAAAAGCGUUUAAACUUGUAAUUCAAAUUGUGUGAUCUCAUUGUCAGGUUCAUGAAAUUGUUUGUAAAAUAUUUACUGUAUUGUGAGCAAUGUAUUUUAAUGAAAGAUACAAUUGAGUGAACAGUAAAAUUGUGUGGCAUAGAAAUAGUCUUUAUGUAGUUGAACAAAGUUUUUAAUAGUUUGAUCACUUUGAUCUUUGAUAUGUAAAAAAUUAAUUUCCCAGGAGUCAAAAUGUAAGAAGGAAAAACCUGGGAUUUUAAACAGAUUGGUCACAUUUAACAAUGUGUGUGUGAAUACACAUUUUCUACUCAUAAUAUUCAAAGAUAAUGUAAUAGUUUAUUUACUUUUAAAAUUAUGAAUUUACUAUAAUAUCAGUUAACUUUUUUUUAUGUUUUAUACUUCAUGGAAACCUUUACAAAAUUCCAACAUCUGCAUGUGAAUAUUGUUUUGUUAGUGUAUUACUUCACUGAAUGACCAAUAUUACUUCCCAAACCACUGACAUUCCAUACUCUGUAAAUAAUAAUUUAAUAAAAAAAUUAAAAUGUUUAACUUUAUGUUUAAAAAUUCCUUUUAUCAAACCUGGUUCAUUAUGCAUUUUCUCAGCAGCAAAAUAUAAGGGAAAAAAAAUUCUUUACAGACAUCUAUAAAAUUAUGAAGAUUGGGAUGAAAAUUUAUAUUUAAAUAAACAAAUUUUUUCAACAUUUGUUUUUACGUAAAUAGUUUGCUCUCUGUGAUAAGACGACCCCUGAUUUUUUUUGGGUGGUAUUUCAAUGAAAAACUCAUCUUAUUUUCGGGUGAAUACCACUCCUAUCCAUGUGUGUUUACUAAAUGGUGUCUACAAAUAUCUAGCGAAUCAAUUUCAGAACUUUUUCAGUACCUAAAAAUAAAAUUAAACAUGAGCAAAUGCAAUAACAAAAUGUUUGACUAUUUGCACAAAUGUACCCAAUUUUAAGUUACAAAGCUAAAAUGUUUUCAGAGAUAAUUACAUAAUUAGCACAUGAUUUGAGUGGACAGUCACCAACUAUUUGUAUUUAACGUGUGACUAUAAACAAGUGAGGUAUAAAAAAAAAUUAAUGCAUGUUGAUAAAAUGCUACUGGAAAUAAAAAGUUUAAUGACUUUCAGCACUAUUGUUCGUUUAUUUAAGGACCUUUCUAUGACUUGUGACCUGUAAACACUCCGUACUACAAAUACCAGCCUGUGGUACUUGUACUCAGGGCCGCAACUAGGGGGGUGCAAGCGGGGCAUACGCCCUGGGCGCAAAGCUGUGGGGGCGCCGAAAUCGCUUGCAUUGUAAUUCCUACUACAACUGGUAACUGGUAAAAAGUUUUUGCAUGGAAGUUACAGUAGCACAGAAACUGUUACAUGUAGGUAUGGAAAAUGCUUAAAUAGCACCAUUUUUCCGUGGGAGGGCCCC